AUGCUGUACCUCGCGCACGCCUAUGAGGCCUCGGCGGUUCUGCAGACCUUGCCUCUCGCAUCUUUCCUUCCAACGGGGCCGUGUCUAGCUGUCGUCAAGCACUCGACCGUCGAGUUUCUCUCGCUGGCUACUGGUGUGGAGGAAUCCCCGUCUUCGGCGGCAGGACUUCUCGAUCUCGUGCAGACCGUAUCGCUUCACGCUCGUAUCCUCUCUGUCCAGGCUGUGACAGAUCCGAGCUCGUCGAGACAGACCCUCCUCGUCCUCACCGAUCAUUACCGGCCCCGACUCAUCAGCCUUGCAUCCUCAGUCAAUCCCAAGAACGGCGAAGUGAUCAUCGAAACCACCGCAACAUUGGCCCUCGAUGAAGUCGCUCGCUCUCCCGCAGAAUCUGCGUUGGGCAUCUGGACCGAGCCCUUCUCACCCACCACAAUCAAGCUUGGUCAGAGAAUCGCACUUAGCCACGUAUAUAAAGGUGUCGCAAAGGUCGUUCCGAUGCCAGCUUCCACAGCUUCAACAAACUCGGAAGUAGCAGAUGAUGCAGAUGAGAUCAUGCACGACGUUUCCAGCACAAAGACGCCCUCUCCUGGUGUGCAGUUCUCGCAGUCCUUCAGCGUCCGACUGCCACACCCCAAUCUGCUGUCGUGCGCAGUGCUCAGUCCCAUGUCCCAGGCCUCCGUCCCCGCCGUUGCUUUGCUCUCUCAGUCCAGCGUGCCUUCGAAGAUUCCUGGCUUCGGCGAGCAAUGUCUUCCAGUGCUUUCUUUCCAUUCGGUCCACGUGUCCAGCCAGGACUUCUUGCCCAUGCCUUGGGGUCCUCCACGAAAGCCUCCUCGCAGCGGAAGGGACGACGACGACGACAAACGCCUUGAGGCUCAGUCCUCCUCUGCUGCCACUCAGGCAAGUCGCGACAUCAAGGCCGCCAAGAACGACGAUAAAUCUUCCGCGCGCAAGAAGCAUGGCCCUGCCGCCAUGGGCUCCAAAGCGUCCAUUGGUGACCUGCGCAAGAGAGAAGAAGAUUAUGCGAAGACAGACCUCGCUCAUUGCCACGUCCCCUUGCCUCACGCUGAUGCGGUUGGCGCCCACUACGUACAUGCACUUCCUGCUCACGUUGGUGGCGGCGUGCUCGUCUUUUCAGAGAACAGCAUCCUCUAUGUGCCUCCUCCCACGAAUCCUCCCACGUCCACAACUAACAGCGAGUCCGCCGAUCCGGCGACGGAAGCCUCAGAUGCCAAGGGCAAGAGACGCAAAGCGAGCGAGGGUGGAUCCUUCGAGCCUCGAAGGCGUUCCUCCGGCGCCGCUCAGGCACGAACUUCGCCCGCCAAGACAGAGCAAGUAACGACUGCCGCCACUCCAACACCCUCCAACGAGAACGGCAAGCGCAGGCGCUCCUCGGUCAAUGUGCCCACGAGCGGCGCAGAGACUCCCUCUAACGCCACGACCUCAUCUUCAAGCCGUCCGAGGCUGUUCCGCGUCGGACUCCCACAUCCCGUCCAAGUCGUGUCGGUCGUCGACAUCGGAGAUGCGAGCCCUUCUCAGACUACGGGCACGAUCGCCUUCUCCGUUGCCUUCGCAUGCCAUUCGGGGGCACUCAACGUACUGCGACUCACCAUGCCUGACGGCUCCGAAAGUUCGCCUCUUCCCUUGCAACCCAAGUCGAUCAGGGUUGAGACGCUUGGACACACGUCCCAGCCUGCUGGUUCACAGGCUCUCUCCUACCUCGGCGACGGCCUCGUCUGCGUGGCAAGCGCAACAGGAGACAGCUGCAUCUACAAGAUCCAGGAACACAACGCCUCCGACGAUGCAGCAUCAUCGUUGAAUGCACAGGUCUUGACACCGCCGUCUUCACCUACAGAGGCAAGACGCAGAAGACCAUCGCAGGCCAUCGGUGCACCACCUGCCAAUGCAGACCUUCCCUCCGGAGGCUCGCUCGGCGUUGUUGAAACAUGGCAAUGCCUCGGUCCGGUCGUCGAUUUCGUGGUGGACGAUGGCGCGGGCGGAGACCCUACCUCUUCAUCCGGCGCACAGGCUAGAAUUGUGACGUGCAGCGGAGCUGGUCCGAGUGGUAGCAUUCGCGAGGCUCGAAGCGGUGCGUCCGUCCAGGACGUGACUUCGCUGCCAAUCCCCAACGCGCAGCAGAUCUGGCCUGUCCAUUCUGGCGACGAUGCUGCCAAAUACUCGAUGGGCGUCCUCGUCGCAUUUGCCACCUCGACGGCUUAUUUGCACUUUGAUGCCAACGGCGACCUUGCCGACGCUACCGAACGGCUCGCUGCAGCCGGACCAGAUCUGUCCUUGCCUACCAUUGCCGCCGCGACGGUGCUCUCCCACAAUCAAGGACCUCUACUACUUCGCAUCGCCCGAACGGAAGCUUCACUCGUAAGCUUCACCGACGACAACAUUACUAGUCUGCACAAGUGGACGCCCCCGGCUGGCGUUGAGGUGACAGCUGCAAGCGCCAAUGCGACCGGCCAACUGAUUCUCGCUCUGAGCGAUAAGACUUUGUUGUACUUCCUUGUCGAAGGCGGGACGCUGGUCCAGAAGACCAAGGCCGAGCUAGAGCACGAGGUUUCGUGUACCGACAUCAGCGCGUUGGUUGAAGACAAGGCUGCGCAAAUUGUGGCCUGCGGUUUCUGGAAGACGAGAAGCUUUCAGAUCUUCUCGCUACCUGACCUUGCCCCCGUCGGCCAGGCUUCGGUCGUGCAGCAGCAUUGUUCCGCUGUCCCGCGAUCCAUCCUGCUGCACCGCUUUGCAAGCAAGCAGUCGCAAAGUCCCUCCGACGGACAAACAAAAGCCUCGCUGAGCAACCGCGACGCCCUCACCCCGCAUCUGCUCAUCGGUCUCGGAGACGGCACUCUCAUCUCGUACAGCUUAAGCCUCCCCACCAAGGAUAGCUACAGCAAGACAGUGGGUCUCUUCGAUGCCAAGACGGUAUCUCUGGGCACGCAAGCACUCAAGCUCGACGCUUUGGAGACCUCGGCUGGCGCCCGUGUGGUGGCAGUCUCCGGCAGCCGCCCGACCCUCGUCUUUGCCGACUCGAAACGCUUCUCGUACAACGCGCUCAAGUACAAGGACCAACGCAGCGUCGCUACCCUGCACGCUGGCCCCGGCAGAGUCUUCGCUGCGUUCGCUUUGUCCGACUCGAUCGAACUGGCCUCCAUCGGUGCCUUGAGGCAACGUGACAUCCGCACCUUCCCCCUUGGCCUGAACCAACCUCUUGCCAUUGCGCAAUGGGCCAACAGAAAAGUGUUCGCUGUCUGCACGUGGGAGUUCCUUCCUCUGGGGACUGCGACCAGAUCCAACGGACCACGAGGAGCAGUGCGCAUCCUGGACCACACUACCUUCGAGGUGCUCGACGAGAUCCGUCUCGAGCCGGACGAGCGACCGAACUGCAUCACCGUGCUGCGCGCCCAAGGACACGAGAUGCUGGUCGUCGGGACGGGUUUUGUAACUGAUCAGACCCACGAGACUACUCACGGACGCCUUGUUGGCUUCGACGUUUCGUCCGGCUCCUCACGCACCAAGGAAGAGCGAGGAAGGCUCCGCAAGUUCUUCGAGCAUGACGAGAAGGGCAACGUAUACAGCGUGCAGUCCAUCAACAAUCGUCUCGCGGCUGCCGUCAAUUCCGAGGUCAAGAUCUACAGUGUCGUCGAUCCGCGUCCGAGCGAUGUCCCGGCGCCUCGCAUCAAGGUGCGACAGCGAGGCAGUUGGGCUUCCUCGUUCAUUGCCUGCAAUCUGUCGGUAAUCGAGCCGGAUCGAAUCGUGGUCGGAGAUGCGCUUCGAUCGAUGAAUGUGCUCCACGUGCAUCCAUACACGGCCAGGCUCACCGAGAUCGCGAGGGACUGCGAUCCGUUCUGGUCGACCGCCACAGAGCUGCUAGACGACGAAAGCCAGACGUACAUCGGUGCAGACAUCAGCUUCAACCUGUACACGACGCAGAGGGUGCCGCUUAGCGAGGAAGUUAAAGCGCGCAUUCGCCGCGCUCGCGAGCAGGAGAUGGAACGGUCGGUCAACGCUGUGGAUCCUCGCACAACCAGAGAUCCUAACGAGGUCGAUCGAUACGCUCAUGUCAUGCAGCGCAACGCAGUCUGGCAUUAUGGUGAUAUGAUCAACAAAUUCUGCAGGCGAUCGCUCGUCCCAGACCCGGGGCCAAACGCAGCAGUGCGACCACGACUCUUGUUCUGCACAGCCGCCGGCGCAAUUGGCGUCAUCGCGCACGUUCGAGACGAUGAGGCCCGUCUGCUCGCCAAGGUCGAACGCAACAUUCUCUCGCUCAUCGCAUCGACUUCAGCUGCAGCCUCAGCCGGCGUCGUGGGCAACAUCGCACACUCGGACUGGCGCACUCUUCGAACGGACCACCGAGUUCAGGCGCCGGCCGGCUUCCUCGACGCCAACGUCUUGCAGAAGUUUGUCGAUGGAAGGCUGGACCGUCAGGAGCGUGACAAGGUGGUAACUGGUCCAAACUCGGAGGUGGAAGCGCUGGGAGUGGAGAGAGAGGUGGUUGAGCAGCUCAUUGAGGCUUUGAGCCAGGUUUGUUGA
Molecule: messenger RNA, 4530 nt
Organism: Kalmanozyma brasiliensis GHG001
Lineage: Eukaryota; Fungi; Basidiomycota; Ustilaginomycetes; Ustilaginales
Product: Cleavage/polyadenylation specificity factor, A subunit, C-terminal
Exons: 2
Coding region: 1-4530 (1509 amino acids)
Biological process (GO): DNA repair; proteasome-mediated ubiquitin-dependent protein catabolic process
Cellular component (GO): site of double-strand break; nucleus
Molecular function (GO): nucleic acid binding; protein binding
Source: RefSeq, a predicted model, not a curated record